GUACAGGGUAGAGAGGAGGUGCUUUGGGCGACGUGGGGGGGAAAUUGCUGAUCUCUCACUACGCAGGUUUGACUUUUCCAGACACCGACCAACAUUGUCAUUGACAGUAAAAAAAUUUUUAAAAAGGUGGAUGGCAGCAACUGCAUAGCUGUCUACGUUUUAAAUCUAGUGAAUUAUAUUUUACCAGCUAGUAGAUGAAUACACGUCGGUUGCUGUGAGCAGUCAAACGUUUUAGUACAAAGCCAGCCAACUACUUUUGCAAAGUCAGUACAGCUAACGUUGGCUAGCUUGCGUCAUUUUGGUGAGACAGUUUGCUAGCUACCUAACGAGUAAAAUUAGUAUUUUAGCUAAACACAAUUCUAGUAUUACUCAAAGGUCCGCGCUUACUAAGUCGCUAGUUUUUGGUUCAGCUAACAGUUCGCUAGUUGGUGUAGUGACUGAUUUACCGGCAAAAUGUCUUUGAAAUUAUUAAUAAUCGAUCCCUAGCGAACUUCAAAGCCAGGUAAGGUAUGUUUGCGUGCCGUGUCCAUGUCGUUUGACCACUUUUUCAAUAGCUAAAGAGGUAGCUAACUAGUGUGCUCAGUUUGAACUAAUAUAUUCAGUUUGACCUGAUGUCAUUUUAUAAUUCAGUUGCUGUAGCGAGUCUGCAAAACAUUGCAUCAUUAUGUUGACGUGCGUAUGUAAUUGGUAUAGCUAUUCACCCCCUUACUGUAGUUGGGGCUGUAAACAAACAGCGACAAGACGGCAAGAGAAGGGAAGGAGGCGCUCGAAUCGCUCCUUCAGGAUUCAUCCACUGUAUCAUCAAAAAUGGAGUUGGCACUGCAGCAGCGGAGAGAGGUGAAAGAGGGAGACAUGCAACAGAAACAGGAUUCUCAAGGAGGCAAACCCUCAAGCAUCCUGGGAAAGGCGCAUCCAGCUCUCAAGGCCUUCAUGUGUGGCUCCCUCAGCGGUACCUGCUCCACGCUGCUCUUCCAGCCUCUGGACCUGGUCAAGACGCGCCUGCAGACCCUGCAGAACACCAUGAAGCCUGGAGCUCCUAAGGUGGGGAUGAUGACGGUGCUUAUCCAGGUCAUUCGGACAGAGAGCUUCCUGGGCCUGUGGAAGGGAGUGUCACCGUCUUUUGUGCGCUGUAUCCCAGGCGUAGGGAUCUACUUCUCAACCUUCUACUCACUGAAGCAGCACUACUUCCAGGAGGGCCGGGCCCCUAAUGCUGGGGAGGCUGUGCUGCUGGGGGCCGGGGCCAGGGCCGUGGCUGGGGUCUGCAUGCUGCCUGUCACCGUCAUCAAGACACGCUUCGAGAGCGGACGGUACAACUACGUGAGCGUCCUGGGAGCUCUGAAGAGCGUGUGUGAGACGGAGGGACCCAGGGCUCUGUUCUCCGGGCUGACGGCCACAAUGCUCCGAGACGCCCCCUUCUCUGGCAUCUACGUCAUGUUCUACAGCCAGGCCAAGAGGUCCCUGCCACCGGAGGUGAGCUCAUCGCCCUAUGCCCCAUUAGGGAACUUUGGCUGUGGGGUGAUGGCCGGAGUACUAGCCUCUGUGGUCACCCAGCCAGCUGACGUGGUCAAGACUCACAUCCAGGUUAGCCCUGCCCACUGGACCACCAAGGACGCCAUUCGCUACAUCUAUACGGAGCAUGGUCUGAGGGGUUUCUUCCGUGGGGCUGUGCCACGCUCUCUGAGGAGGACUCUGAUGGCAGCCAUGGCCUGGACCGUCUACGAACAGCUGAUGGCCCGCAUGGGACUCAAGUCCUGAGGAGAGGAGACAGGGAGGAACUGAUAAAGGAGGAAUAUGGGGACUUGUUUUUAUACAAAGCAGCAGUAUGAAGUAGAAGAAAGAGAGGAGGAUGAGAAGGAGUGAAGGAGGAGGGAGAGAGGAGUUGUAGGGACUGUUUAUCACUGCAACUAGCUUGGGAAAGAAAGAGGUGGGUGUCUGUGGCAUGGAAGAGUGUGUGUGUGUGUUUUACAUGUUGAUGUUUAUGAGAGUUAUUGUGAAUGGUUGAUGUUUAUGAGAGUUAUUGUGAAUGUUUGAUUUAUGUCCUUACAUUGUCAAACCUGACCUUAAAUGACAUCCCCUUUUGCUGAGAACUGAACUGAUCCCUCUGACUGGGGAGACCAUAGAGAACUAUCUAUUUCUAUGGGGGAGACCAUAGGGAUGUAUUUAAUAUAUUUCUAUGGGGGAGACCCUCUCCGACUGGGGAGACCAUAGAGAAUGAUCUAUUUCUAUGGGGGAGACCCUCAGACUGGGGAGACCAUAGAGAAUGAUCUAUUUCUAUGGGGGAGAACCUCAGACUGGGGAGACCAUAGAUAAUUAUCUAUUUAUAUUGGGGAGACCCUCUCAGACUAGGGAGACCAUAGAGAAUGAUCUAAUUAUAUUUCUAUGAGGGAGACUCUGCCUGGGGAGACUAUAGAGAAUGAUCUAAUUAUAUGGGGGAGACCCUUAGACUGGGGAGACCAUGGAGAAUGAUAUAUUUCUAUGGGGGAGAACCUCAGACUGGGGAGACCAUAGAUAAUUAUCUAUUUAUAUUGGGGAGACCCUCUCCGACUGGGGAGACCAUAGAGAAUGAUCUAUUUCUAUGGGGGAGACCCUCAGACUGGGGAGACCAUGGAGAAUGAUAUAUUUCUAUGGGGGAGAACCUCAGACUGGGGAGACCAUAGAUAAUUAUCUAUUUAUAUUGGGGAGACCCUCUCAGACUGGGGAGACCAUAGAGAAUUAUCUAAUUAUAUUUCUAUGAGGGAGACCAUAGAGAAUGAUAUAAUUAUAUUUCUAUGGGGGAGACCCUCAGACUAUGACCACUGUGGUUUAGCUCUGGAUACCACUCCAGUGACAGAGACUGUCGCCGACUGUCACCCACUACCACUGUCUAUGACUAUGAAUGACUGGGACUAACAUCUAGGUGUCUCUAACACUCCCAAGAUGAAACAGCAGCUUUGAUUGAAUUAGCUCAGCAAGAGGUUAUCCGCUGGCUAAAAGUGUAGUGGACUGGACAAAGCUACCCAGUGCCAUAACCACGCAACAUAUUUACAAAUGACCGGCAGAAUACAUUAUAACAGCACAGUGAUUAUUGUGACCUGUCGACUGACUGAAGGAAGUACUAUAUUUAUUGAUUGACUAAAAUAUUUCUUACUAGCUUGGACAAUCAAGACAAUAUUGCUGUGCAUUGUAGCAAAAGACUAGGCUGAUAUUUUCUAUACUGCAACUGCACAAUUAGCUACUAGCAACUUGGCAUUGGCAUACUUAGCCAUAUUAAAAUAGUGUACAGCAGGUGUUCUCUAUACCCAAUUCAACUGGGAUCUAAUUUCUAGUGCAUUCCAUUCUGGUUGCAGUGUUGUAGACCGGAUGUGCUUUAUCUAACCAGUAAUAAUAGUCAAUCCCAGAGUCAUAGAUGGAUAAUUGGCUCUAGUCAAUGCCAUUGGAACCCAGACAAUGCAACUCUGGCCCCCAUUGUGCUGUAGCAUUGUGAGACAAUAGUCAACAUCACGAUCAUGAACAUGCAGCUUCAGCAUCACUGUAUUACAUGGGCCGGAUUCAGUAGUCACAAAAAGAAAGCAAACUGGAGGGACUAGCUUAUCUUGUCCUAUAUGACAUGUAAAAUGUUUUUGUUUUUCAAUGCAAAACAUUUUGCUACGGUGUGCACUAAUGUACACUACCCAGCUAAAUAUAGGAAUCCAUAUCAGUGAUGCACAGCCAUGGUCCUGGAUGGUCUCUUAUUAGUUUUGUAAAUGAAUAGGCCCAUGUAUUCAGCAUUUUGAGUAGUUCAUUUUUGGAAGCCCAUACACGUGUAUAUUUUUUAACCCACAGUGUCCAGUGUGCCAUGUCAUGGGUAUUAUUUUUUGAACAUGUCAGUUUUAAAGAGAUGUGUUAUAUUUAAUAGUAUUGUUAGAGAUUCAAAAUAUACACUAAGUGAGCACUACUCAGUAUUAGGAGGGUGUUCUUAAUGUUUGGAAUACUCAGUCUAUAGAGCCUGAAGCUUUGAGGACCAGAGAUGGCUGAGAGAAACUGAUUUAAAUCCAGUACCAUCACUACAAUCACUGUUUGCCAACUGUUUUUGCGUUUUACACGGACAAAACAGCUUCAAUAUACACUGUGGCCAGUUUAUUAGGUACAUCCAUCUAGUACCGGGUCGAACCCCCUUUGCUUCCAGAACAACCUGAAUUCUUUGAGGCGUGGAAACGUUGCUCAAUUGCUAUCAAGGGACCUAACGUGCGCCAGGAAAACUACCCACACCGUGACAGCACCGCCACCAGCCUGGAUGGUGCAAUGGACUCCUGCUGUUUAUGCCAAAUCCUGACUCUGCCAUCAGUAUGAAGCAACAGGAACCUGGAUUUGUCUGACCAGGCAAUGUUUUUCCACUCCUCAGUUGUCCAGUGUUGGAGAUCACGUGUCCACUGGAAGCGCUUGUUUAUAACUUAUAGGACCGGACCCCGGUGUGGUUGUCUGUUGCAAUAGGCCAUCCUAGACUAGGAUAGAUGAGUUGCGCAUCUCGAAAUGCCGUUCCUCCCCAUUAUUUGCCUGUUUGUGGCCCUCCUGUUAGCUUGCACAAUUCUUGCCAUUCUCCUUCGACCUCUCAUUAACAAGCUGUUUUCACCCACAGGACGGCCGCUUACUGGAUGUUUUUUGUUUGUCGCACCAUUCUCCGUAAACCCUAGACACUGUCGUGAGUAAAAAGCCCAGGAGGCCGACCGUUUCCAAGAUACUGGAACCGGCACGCCUGGCAGCAACAAUCAUACCACACUCAAAGUUGCGUAGGUUACUCAUUUUUCUCAUUCUAACGUUCAAUCGACUGGUAACUAAAUGCCUUGAUGCUGCUUUUUAUAGCAAGCCACGGCCACGUGACUCACUGUUUGUAGGAGCGAACCAUUUUUGUGAACGGACCUAAUAAACAGGCCGCUGAGUAGUUUGAGUCAUUGAGAGGGGAAACACUGAGUUAACCCUAGCUCAAUGCCAGUCAGUGACUGCACUUUAGAAUUCAACUUUAGAAUUCAACACAUAUUUAUUCAUUCAUUCAAGCCCCUUAGCAGUGGCUGGUAAAAGGACUGGGGUGAUUGACGUUUCUUGAGAAUUGGUAGCUCUUCAGCCCUUGUUUGUGUUGUUGUUACACCAAGUUGUUUUGUGCCACAACAUUUUGACCUUGGCGAUUAUCAUCACUAUCACUAUUGUCCUUGAUAUACUGACUUUACACUGUAUAUUGUCUGUUAUUAUUGUCAAUAUUUUGUCUGUGUGUGUGAGUUUGCUCAGACCGAUGCUGUGCCUGUUUUGUUUUUAAGUGAAUAAAAUUCCCCCCAUUUUUGUACAA
Oncorhynchus tshawytscha (Chinook salmon) is the source of this 5296-nucleotide messenger RNA. Its product is annotated as mitochondrial glycine transporter B. NCBI's taxonomy places the organism in Eukaryota, Metazoa, Chordata, Actinopteri, Salmoniformes, Salmonidae. Gene Ontology annotation, molecular function: glycine transmembrane transporter activity. The record is from RefSeq and is a predicted model, not a curated record. Gene Ontology annotation, biological process: glycine import into mitochondrion. The transcript is spliced from 8 exons. The coding region runs from base 808 to 1755 and encodes 315 amino acids. Gene Ontology annotation, cellular component: mitochondrion; mitochondrial inner membrane.